UGUGGACCCGAAAAGGAAAAAUGCUUUUGAAAAACACGGGUGUCCCCUAUUGGACAUAAUUUGUAGUGUUAGCAACGCUUUUUAUUUGCUAUGGAAGCCACAACAAUUGAUUAGCAAAAACCAAAGAGGAAGAAGAUUCGCGGUCUGGGUCGAGACGGUUUGAGAUGUGUCAUACUGGAGUCAUCAAAGUAAUCGUUUUAUUCGCACUGGUUUGGCUAAGUUUGAUCUCAAAACCACCAGUCGAAGCUGUCAGGCUUUAGUUAACGUUACUUUGCAAACUAAUAAUCGUUGUUGAUACAGAUAAUUAAAAAAACAGCCUACCUGUCAUGAAAGAGACCAUGAAGAGCGUGAGUCAAGAGCAGGCGAGCAAACUGCUGCACAACAAGUUUGUGGUUGUGCUGGGCGACUCCAUCCAACGUGCGGUAUACAAAGACUUAGUCCUCCUGUUACAGAAGGACAGAUACCUCUCUCAGUCCCAACUCAAGACCAAGGGAGAGCUGGUGUUUGAGCAUGACUGCCUGGUGGAGGGGGGCCGCACGGGCCUCAUGACUAACGGGACGGAGUACCGGGAGGUGCGUCAGUACCGCUCGGACCACCACCUGGUGCGCUUCUACUUCCUGACGCGGAUCUUCUCCCGCUACGUGCAGAGCGUGCUGGAGGACUUCCGCUGCGGCCUGAGCCCAGACGUGGUCGUGGUCAACUCCUGUGUCUGGGACGUCUCCAGGUACGACUCUCUGUGGGUGAGGGACUACAGGGAGAACCUGGAGCGGUUCUUCGAGCAGCUGCGCAGCGUUCUCCCAGAGGAGUGCCUGGUGGUGUGGAACCUCACCAUGCCGCUGGGCAAGAACAUCACAGGAGGGUUCCUGGUGCCGGAGAUCGCCCACAUGGGCCCCACGCUGCGUUACGACAUCGUGGAGGCGAACUUCUACGCAGGCAAGCUGGCGGACGCCUACGGGCUGGACGUGCUGGACCUGCACUUCCUGUUCCGCUUCAGCCUGCAGCACCGCAUGCGCGACGGCGUGCACUGGAACGCCCUGGCCCACCGGCGAAUCAGCACGCUGCUGCUGCGGCACGCCGCCCAGGCCUGGGGCGUGGCCCUUCCCGAUCCCAGUGAGGGGCCCAACCAGAAGCCUAUCUGUGACAGCCACACUAUGACCUUUGCUCCUCCCCCCUCCCUCCCUGAGCUGCAGUACUGGGGGAACGGGGAGCACUUCUACAUGGACUCCCUCCCGUCCUGCCCCAGCUCGUCCUCGGGGUACUUCAGCUUCGAGGAGGAGUGGGGCGCCCCCCCUGCCCCAGCCCUGCGCCCCCUCGCCCCGCACCACCCUGCCCCAGCCCUGCGCCCCCUCGCUGCCCUGCGCCCCCCUGCCCCAGAACCACGCCCCCUCGCUGCCCCCAAGAGACGCACCCCACCCGCUCCCCAGCACCCACGCGGCCGGGCAAGGGCACGCCCCCGGGCAAGGGCACGCGCCCCACACGUAGCCUAUCACACAGACCAUCACCACCGCCUGGCCCCGCCCCAGUACUGGCCAGAGAACCAAUACGUGAUGAGGAACCGUCACACCAGGCGAGACCACGCCCCCUAUGGUUACCAGAGACAAGCCCACUACCCCUACCCCCCCUACUAGCACUGCCCCCCCCGCCUGCAGCUUCCAGUUCAGUAUUAUGACCUCAUGGUCUGUUGUUAUGGAAACGGUUAUGUUGUUAUGGAACCAGUUCUGUUAUGGUUACCUGUCAAUAUUUAUUGCUUUUCAUUGUUUCAUGAGGGAUUUUUCUGUGAAGCAUUUUUAAGACUUAACGCACUUUUGUGCCUUAGGAUGACAUUUUUGAAAAUUAUUUAACUCUCGAAAAACCUACUUUUAAGUGUUAAAAUGUGUGGAAUUGUUAGUUUGUGUGCUUAUUGCUCUCUUAAGUGUGAAGUAUUAUGAUUGUAGUGUGUGUUUAACAUUUUGACCCUGUUCCCUCCAGAAUUUGUGUGUGUUUCACAGUAGCAUUUUCUUUUUUUACUCUGGAUGUUUGCGCUUUUAUGCAUUGGGUGCUAUUGUUGUUCACCUUGAGGGACGUAGUUUAGUAUUAAACAGAAAACAUUCGUACCAGCCGUGUAAGAACUU
Osmerus eperlanus (European smelt) is the source of this 2111-nucleotide messenger RNA. RefSeq names its product PC-esterase domain-containing protein 1A-like. The transcript is spliced from 9 exons. NCBI's taxonomy places the organism in Eukaryota, Metazoa, Chordata, Actinopteri, Osmeriformes, Osmeridae. The record is from RefSeq and is a predicted model, not a curated record. Bases 327 to 1628 code for a protein of 433 amino acids.